Molecule: messenger RNA, 2629 nt
Organism: Boeremia exigua
Lineage: Eukaryota; Fungi; Ascomycota; Dothideomycetes; Pleosporales; Didymellaceae
Product: glycogen synthase
Exons: 4
Coding region: 309-2423 (704 amino acids)
Biological process (GO): glycogen biosynthetic process
Cellular component (GO): cytoplasm
Molecular function (GO): alpha-1,4-glucan glucosyltransferase (UDP-glucose donor) activity
Source: RefSeq, a predicted model, not a curated record
ACCCAACCUCCCAGCGAGCGGCAGACGGCACUGAAGCUCAAUGCACCUUGUCCUCGCCCAUCCGCUCUUCUAAACCUGGAGCACUCUAUUUUUUUUCCUCGUCAAUCCGAUUGCGGCUCCUCAACGUGCGCAACGCGGCCAGAUCGAUCCCAACACUAAGGAUCACCUCCACGCUUGUCUAGUGCCGUCUGCAGUAGCUCCAGCCUCGAGCUCGAAGCUCUGCUAGUCGCCGGGACCCUCAGUCAGCUGUUCCCUCAAAACCGCUGCGCAGCCCUCCACACCUCGCUGGAAACAUCCUCGCAGACGCAAUGGCAACAGAAGCAAGAGACGUCAGCAAUCACGUCCUCUUUGAGGUCGCGACCGAGGUCGCCAACAGAGUGGGCGGCAUUUACUCUGUCCUCAAGUCAAAAGCUCAGGUGACCACGGCCGAGUAUGGCGCAGCUUACACCCUGAUCGGACCAUGGAACAGGGCCUCGGCGCAAGUCGAAGUCGAGCCCAUCGAGCCCAAGGACCCCGCUCUGAUAGCCACCAUCAAGUCGAUGGACGAGCGGGGCAUCAAGAUGCUGUACGGGCGCUGGCUCAUUGACGGCGCUCCUCGUGUAUUGCUCUUCGACACCGGCACAGGCUACAGGUGGCUCGACGAGUGGAAGGGCGACCUGUGGUCCUCGGCCGGUAUUCCCUCGCCUCCUGGCGACUCCGAGACCAAUGAGGCCAUUGUGUUUGGUUACCUCGUCGCAUGGUUCUUGGGCGAGUACACCUUCCACGAGAAGAAGCGCGCUAUCAUCGUGCAAUUCCACGAGUGGCUCGCCGGUGUCGCAGUGCCUCUCUGCAAGAAGCGCCGCAUUGACGUGACCACCAUCUUCACCACUCACGCCACCCUCCUGGGCCGCUACCUGUGCGCCGGCUCGGUCGAUUUCUACAACAACCUGCAAUACUUCGACGUCGAUGCUGAGGCUGGAAAGCGUGGUAUCUACCACCGCUACUGCAUAGAACGCGCAGCAACACAUUCGGCUGAUGUGUUCACCACCGUUUCUCACAUCACCGCCUACGAGAGCGAGCAUCUUCUGAAGCGCAAGCCCGACGGCGUCCUGCCCAACGGUCUGAACGUCAAGAAAUUCUCGGCUACUCACGAGUUCCAGAACUUGCACCAACAGUCCAAGGUCAAGAUCAAUGACUUCAUUCGAGGUCAUUUCUAUGGUCACAACGAUUUCGACCCCGACAAGACCCUCUACUUCUUCACGGCCGGACGAUACGAAUACCGUAACAAAGGUGUGGACAUGUUCAUCGAGUCUUUGGCUCGAUUGAACCACAAGAUGAAGAACGAGAACUCAGACAUGACUGUUGUGGCUUUCAUCAUUCUGCCUGCGCAGACCACUUCGCUGUCCGUAGACUCGCUGAAGGGCCAAGCUGUCAUCAAGUCCCUGCACGACACUGUCGACAACAUUGCUGAAAACGUUGCCAAGAAGCUAUUCGAGCGCUCGUUGACCUGGACUGAAGGCCAGGAGCUGCCCGAGGACAAGGAUCUACUUUCGCCUCAGGACAAGAUCUUGCUUCGUCGCCGACUGUACGCCAUGAAGAGGCACAACCUGCCACCUAUUGUCACACACAACAUGGCCAACGACUCAGAGGACCCGGUGCUGAACCAGCUCCGAAGAUGUCAGCUUUUCAACCACCCCUCAGACCGUGUCAAGGUUGUGUUCCACCCCGAGUUCCUGAACUCUGCCAACCCAGUCCUCCCCCUCGACUACGACGACUUCGUCCGCGGAACACAUCUCGGUGUCUUCUCGUCAUACUACGAGCCAUGGGGCUACACACCCGCCGAGUGCACGGUCAUGGGCGUUCCUAGCAUCACAACCAACCUGUCAGGCUUCGGUUGCUAUAUGGAAGAGCUCAUUGAGAACGCUCAGGACUAUGGUAUCUACAUCGUGGACCGCAGAACAAAGGGCGUCGACGACUCGGUCAACCAGCUUGUCGACUUCAUGUUCGACUUCACAAGGAAGAGCAAGCGCCAGCGUAUCAACCAGCGCAACCGAACCGAGCGUCUGAGUGACCUGCUUGACUGGAAGCGCAUGGGCCUGGAAUACGUCAAGGCCCGACAGCUUGCGCUGCGGAGAGCGUACCCGAACGCAUACGAGGACGACGAUGAGCCCGACUUCUUCAGCGCUAACGAGGCUAAGAUCUCGAGGCCAUUGUCAGAGCCUGGGUCUCCUCGAGACCGCUCGGGUAUGAUGACUCCCGGCGACUUCGCCUCGCUGCAGGAGGGUCGCGAAGGACUCAGCACCGAAGACUACAUUGCGUGGAAGCUCCCCGAGGAGGAAGAGACGGACGAAGUUUUCCAGUUCCCGCUCACCCUCAAGCCGAAGAAGGGCAACGGCUCCGGAGCCGCGACACCGACACUGGAGAAGGCCAAUGGGGCAGAGUAAGGAUGUAUAUGGAGGUGCUUGGGUGCGAGACGUUGCAUUGUCUAUCAUAUGUUGUUUCCUUUCCGUUUUGCUACACACCAUCAUUACUGCAUGAAGAGUCUCGUGCGAUGCGUUACGAUGUACUACCAGAUCUGUCAAUACUAUGUCGAACCCAACAGUGGUCUUUGAUCCCUGCGUGCGGGCACCACGUGGGUGGCGCCCGGGUG